CACCGGAAGAGUCGUCAUCCGGGCGGGUGGGCAGAAUUUACUCAAUAAUACAAUACACGAAACAUUGAUGCAACAUUACACGCCGGCAUCUCAUUUUCCUCUUGCUCUCCGACCCUAUUCAAACUCCUGUAGCACCGCUGAGGUUGUUAAGAUGCCCACCACCAAGGUCGCCGUGCUGGACGACUACCAGGAGCUCUCCAAACCCCACUUUGACCAGUUACAAGGUGACAAAUAUCAGGUAACCAUCUUCACGGACACUUUACCGCCAUACAACCAUCCAGACACACCUCAGGAUGCCAAAAAUGCGCUCGUGAAACGGUUGGAACCGUUCGAAGUCAUUUGCACUAUGAGGGAGCGCACUCCUUUCCCGGGCGAUCUCGUGUCCAGACUCCCCAACCUCAAGCUGUUGUUGACAACUGGACCGCGCAAUGCCUCCCUGGAUGUGAAAGCUUUCUCAGACCGCGAUAUACCCGUCGCAGGCACAGUAGGCGAGAAGAAAAGCCCGGACAGCACGACACAGCACACAGUGGCGCUGAUUCUGGGCCUGGCGCGAAACCUUGCCCACGAUGACAAGGUCAUGAAGUCUGGCGGCUGGCAGACACAGGUCAACACCGGUCUCAGUGGGAAAGUCUUUGGCACUGUGGGUCUGGGGCGACUUGGUUCGGCAACUGCCCGAAUCAUGCAUCUUGCCUUCGGCAUGCGAGUCCAUGCUUGGAGCUCAAAUCUUACACAGGAAGCGGCUGAUGAGACAGCAAAGGCUGCGGGGCUACCUGUCGAGGACGCGAAUGGCGAGAAGACGUUCCAAGUCGUAAGCAGGGAAGAGCUGUUCAGUCAGUCAGAUGUCGUGAGCAUACAUAUUGUGCUCUCGGAACGGUCCAGAGGUUUGGUCAACAAAGAUGACUUGAACAAGAUGAAGAAGAGCGCUUUGUUAAUCAACACGUCGAGAGGACCAAUCGUGAAUGACGAUCAUCUACUUGAGGCGGCCAAAAACGGGGCGAUAAGGGGCGUCGCAGUUGAUGUCUAUGAGGUCGAGCCCCUUCCGAAACAGAGCGAGUGGCGGACGACAAAUUGGGGUGAAAACGGCAGAUCUCAUGUUCUCUUGACUCCUCACAUGGGCUAUGUGGAAGGCGAGCCGGUAUCGAACUGGUACAAACAGCAAGUGGAUAACAUUGUCAGGUGGGAAAAGGGGGAGCCACUUGAAACCGUGUACAAAGACUCUGGAUAUUAAUCUCUGACUACCUUGAAAAAGAACAAACU
Messenger RNA from Truncatella angustata, 1257 nucleotides. Its product is annotated as D-isomer specific 2-hydroxyacid dehydrogenase. The record is from RefSeq and is a predicted model, not a curated record. Gene Ontology annotation, molecular function: NAD binding; oxidoreductase activity, acting on the CH-OH group of donors, NAD or NADP as acceptor. NCBI's taxonomy places the organism in Eukaryota, Fungi, Ascomycota, Sordariomycetes, Amphisphaeriales, Sporocadaceae. The transcript has 2 exons. Bases 68 to 1228 code for a protein of 386 amino acids.